CGAACCCAUUUCUUGCAGUGCCACAGGAAGGAGCAAGACGAUCCAUAUUUGGAGAGGCCAUUUGGCAUCCAGAGCAUCCAGAUAAACUUGAAAGAGCAAGAAAAACGAGGCCUCGUUUCUUGCAGUGCCUGUGCGUGCGGCGGCAGCGCAUGCGCAUUCUCUCCCCUCCCCGUUCUCCUCUCCCCGGGCAACCCGGCCGCGCCGCCCCCCUUUCUUCCACCCUCGUUGGUAGAGUACCGAUAUAGUUCCCCCAUCGGCCAGGAAUCCUCGCAUCGCAUCACGACACCCGGUUCCUCUCCCUCCCUUCCCUUCCUCUGCUUCCGGGGAGGAGGAGAGGAAAGAGACAGACGAAGGGCGCACCGGGAAGGAGGACCUGGAGGAGGAGGCACACAACACAAUCCUUCCUCUUGCACGCGGAGUCCUCAAGCGGGCCUCCUCCUCGGCCUUGGCUCAAAUUCCGGGUGCCAUAACACGACCUCCGCCGGCGGCCACCGGCAGCCAUGUCGCCCUUCUACCUCGCUCGCGGUGCUUCCAAGCUAGUGAGAAGGAUUACCUCGGAGACAUCGGUCGAGCUCAAGAUUCUAUCUGAUAAAUGGCGGCUUCUCCUCGCUGGCCUCAUUUUCCAGUACAUACAUGGUUUGGCCGCUCAUGGGGUUCAUUAUCUGCACCGGCCGGGCCCUACCCUUCAAGAUCUUGGCUUCAUGAUUCUUCCGGAGCUUGGGAAAGAAAGGGGUUACAUCAGUGAGACAUUGUUUACAUUCGUCUUCCUCACCUUCGUUUUGUGGACAUUUCAUCCUUUCAUCCUUCAGACUAAACGCUUCUACACUGUUCUGAUAUGGCGCAGGGUACUUGCCUUCUUAUGUGCUUCUCAGUUUCUUCGAAUAAUAACAUUCUAUGCAACACAGCUUCCAGGACCUAAUUAUCAUUGUCGCGAGGGCUCGCCUCUGGCUAGAUUACCACCUCCCCAGAAUGCAGCUGAGGUCUUUCUGAUUAAUUUCCCAACAGGAGUGAUUUAUGGAUGUGGUGACUUGAUAUUUUCAUCCCACAUGAUUUUCACCCUAGUUUUCGUCAUAACAUACCAGAAAUAUGGAAGCAUAAGGUUUUGUAAGAUGCUUGCUUGGUGCAUAGCUGUUGCUCAGAGUCUUCUUAUUAUAUGUUCUCGCAAGCAUUACAGUGUUGACGUCGUUGUUGCAUGGUAUACUGUGAAUUUGGUCGUUUUCUUUGUGGAUAAGAAGCUUACAGAACUUCCUGAUCGAUCAGUGGGAUCCACAUCAGUACUUCCUGUGAGUGCAAGGGAUAAAGAUACCAAGUUGAAAGAAGAAAAUACCAGAUUGCUGAAUGGUAACUCUAUGGAUUCAGCUGAUCGGAGGCCACGGACACAAAUGAAUGGAAAGCAAAUUGAGAAUGAAAGCCAUGUUGAUAGUGAAACUGUGAAAACAUGAUCAACUAUCAAGGAGGGGAUUUUGUUAGCUAAGAGACGUUUCAGACGACUAAAGAAAUAUGGGAUGCCAUCCGCUUUGGUGCCUACUGCCUAGCUCCUUGACGACUUCAUGAAAUAUAGCUACGAAGGAAAUAGUUUUACAUCUCGCUGUUCUAGGCAGCAGAAGUUUUGUUUGCAAAACUGUACAUCUUCCUCGGCUCUCUCAUUUGUAACCCUUUUUCUUUCUGGUUUCUUUCAUUUAUUUACCAGCUUGGAAUUCAGAUUAUUUAUACUAGUUGUGUAUAGUUAGCACAGGUUCUUUGCAUGUGAACAGUAAUCAUAUGGACAAUAUAAGAUUGUUCUUGUUAU
Molecule: messenger RNA, 1789 nt
Organism: Zea mays
Lineage: Eukaryota; Viridiplantae; Streptophyta; Magnoliopsida; Poales; Poaceae
Product: Phosphatidylinositol:ceramide inositolphosphotransferase 1
Exons: 12
Coding region: 501-1442 (313 amino acids)
Biological process (GO): ceramide biosynthetic process
Cellular component (GO): trans-Golgi network; plasma membrane; Golgi membrane
Molecular function (GO): sphingomyelin synthase activity; inositol phosphoceramide synthase activity; ceramide cholinephosphotransferase activity
Source: RefSeq, marked provisional